This is a messenger RNA of Penicillium odoratum, 852 nucleotides long. RefSeq lists its product as uncharacterized. NCBI's taxonomy places the organism in Eukaryota, Fungi, Ascomycota, Eurotiomycetes, Eurotiales, Aspergillaceae. The transcript has a single exon. The coding region runs from base 1 to 852 and encodes 283 amino acids. The record is from RefSeq and is a predicted model, not a curated record.
AUGACUCCUUUCGUCCGCGCCCGCGUCCCAGAACUAGAACAACAAACCGCCUUGCCCACACCCGAGCUCCUAGCCUUCAUCGACGGUCUUAACGACGCCCUCGUCCCCCUCGGAACAACCCAGACAAUUGGCGCGUCUCCCGCACGCACAAAAGCUUACAUAAAGCAUGCGAAUGAAACAACCUUCGGGCCUAGGGGUCUACAUGUGCAGAUUUGCAAGACGGAGAAAAUGCUCUUUCAGAUCGGGAUACCCAAUGACGGGAGUAACCAGUACCGCACUACUCUGGAGGCGGAGGUUCCUGUUGAGCAACGCAUGAUGACGCUCGGGGAUGGAGUCAUGCGUCUUUCGUUAGAGGGUAGUGUUGGUGCACCUGGUAUGCCCGGUAUGCCUGGCGCGCCGAAUCAUUGGGUGCAAAAUGUGGGGUGCUGUUCGUCGCAGAGGGCGGAGCGGAAGUUAGCGAGGAAGCAAGCUAGGGCAGAGAGGAAGUAUUCUAGAUCUGGGCGAAAGAAGUGCAAGGAUGAAAGAGAGAUGGAGGAAGUUGGUGAUAAGAUUGUUGAUUUGAAGGAGGAGAUGGAAGAUGUUAUGCUUCAGAUUCAGAGUUCGGAUCUUGGGCAUUGUGGAAAAGCGAAGAAGUGCAAGGACCUGAAGAAGGACCUGAAGGAUUUGAAGAAGGAUUUGAGGGAUGCGGAGGAGAAGUAUGAGGAUUUGUUGGAAAAGGUCGAUGAGGAAUAUCGGAAACGCGGGAAACAUGGGUGGAAGCAGGCUAGGCAGGGGAAUAAGAUGUUGUGGAUUGUUAUCAUGUCUGAUAUGGGGAACCAUGCUGGUGAUGAUGAUUGGGAUUCCGAUUAUUGA